This is a messenger RNA of Rangifer tarandus platyrhynchus (Svalbard reindeer), 1017 nucleotides long. The record is from the annotation of a GenBank genome assembly. NCBI's taxonomy places the organism in Eukaryota, Metazoa, Chordata, Mammalia, Artiodactyla, Cervidae.
AUGGCCCGAAAGGCGGCUGGGAAACCGCCUGAGGAAAUCUUGUUGGACUGGAAACGGGAGCAAGCCUCGUUGAAGGCCCGUGUUGUGGACCAGGACACGGAAGCUUGGCAACUGGACCCCGCCUUCUCAGGCCUGCAGAGGGUCGGGGGCGUGGACGUGUCUUUUGUGAAGGACGACAGUGGCAGCGCCUGCGCCUCCCUGGUGGUGCUCAACUACCCAGAGCUUGAGGUGCUGUAUGAGGACUGCCGAAUGGUGACCCUGACGGCCCCCUACGUUUCGGGCUUCCUGGCCUUUCGAGAGGUGUCUUUCCUGGUGGACGCGGUACAGCGGCUUCAGGAGAGGGAACCCUGCCUCAUGCCCCAGGUCCUUUUCGUGGAUGGAAAUGGGGUGCUGCACCACCGAGGUUUUGGGGUGGCCUGCCACCUUGGUGUCCUCACAGACCUGCCUUGUAUCGGGGUGGCCAAGAAACUCCUGCAGGUGGACGGGCUCGAGAACAACGCUCUGCACAAGGAGAAGAUACAGCUCCUAAAGGCUGGAGGAGACUCAUUUCCUCUGAUGGGAGGCUCUGGGACUGUCCUGGGCAGGGCCCUGAGGAGCCACGACCACAGCACCAAGCCCCUCUAUGUCUCUGUGGGCCACAAGAUAAGCCUGGAGGCAGCUGUGCGCCUGACCCACAGCUGCUGCAAGUUUCGGGUCCCGGAGCCUGUGCGCCAGGCCGACAUCCGCUCCCGAGACUACAUCCGCAGGACCCAGGAAGUCCAAGGGGCCCCUGAGCCGCAGUCGGGGAGGAGCAAGGAGGCACAAAGGCCAAAAGCGUGCCCCCAAGGAGUCUCAGAAGAGCCUGCAGCAUUUUACAUCCACUGUCCCGGUGUUGAGGAGCCAAGGCCGACACCACCCACCCCUUCGCCCAGAGGGCUACCCCACCUCCCCCGUUGGCCACCCACCCUCAAACAUCGCCGCCCCCUCCGCCUCCAUUUCCUCGCGGAGGAGCAGGUCGUGGGGAGAGAAUGCCUCUAG